This is a messenger RNA of Fraxinus pennsylvanica, 1359 nucleotides long. NCBI's taxonomy places the organism in Eukaryota, Viridiplantae, Streptophyta, Magnoliopsida, Lamiales, Oleaceae. The record is from the annotation of a GenBank genome assembly.
AUGGCUCCACUCCAACAUUUCAGUCGGAAAAAGGUACUCUUUUUUAUUCUUCUUUUGGUUUUCUUCACUUCAAUAUUCAGUUCUGCACACCAGCCAAAAAGUUCUGGUAGAAGAAGAUCAACGUUAGAGGUAGAAGAAGAAGAUGAGCCAGUUAUUAAGAAGAAAACUACUUCUACCAAACUAGCUUCCUCAAAAAAUACAACCAAGGUUAUUAAAUCUAAUGCAAGUUCUUCCAAGAACCAAACCAAGCUCAUUAAAUCCAAUAUUGGUUCAAUCAAGAACCAAACCAAGCUUAUUAAACUUCCUUCUGAUUCUGCCAAGAACAAAACCAAGUAUAUUAAAUCCACUCCUGAUUCCAUUAAUGAUUCUACAACCACUAUCAAAUCCCAGCUCAAGAAACUAAAUUCCACUUCAAAAACCUCAAAUUCUACUACUACAAAGACCAGUUCAAUUUCCCCCAAGAAAUCUUCAGAUUUAACCAAACUGAGCGCAUCCAAGAACAAAACAACAAAGCUCAUUACCAGUAAAGAAACAAAAACCAAAAUCCAGUUGGAAAAGAUCCUCAGUGAGUCAAAAUCCAAAAACCCAGAAAAAACCCCGCCCAAAAAGGCCCAAAAACAGUCCCAGCCAAGCUGGAUUGAUCAAUAUGAUGAUGAAGAUGACUUGGUUUCUGGGUUCAGAGACCUCCCAUCCAAGUUUCAAGAAACUCUCUUGCCAGAUUUGGAAAGAAUUUCCAAAACCUCUACAGUUUAUCUUGCAAAAUAUAAUAAAGAAUUUACAAAAGGAUUUAAACCUUAUGUUGGGAACAAAUAUGCUCCCAUGAUUGCCUCUAUAGCCUCAUUUGCCUUCAUUUUGAUCCCACUGGUUCUUGUUUCUCUAAUUUUCAACAGAAUCAAAGCCUAUUUUUCACUCCAAAAAGUCUUGAUUUUUAUGCAAGCUUAUUUGACCAUAUAUUUCUCCAUACUCUGCUUAUCUUCUUUGGUCACUGGGCUUGAGCCUAUCAAGUUCUUUUACGCAACUUCGCAGUCCACCUAUGUGUGUGUACAAAUAUUGCAAACACUUGCUUAUGUGUUGUACCUCUUGCUUCUGCUGAUGUACUUGAUCCUGGUGUUCUCCACUGAAACUGGGCUGGCCACCAAGAUACUUGGACUGGGUCAGACCUUUGUGGGCUUUUCUAUUGGGCUGCAUUGUUAUAUGACAGUCUUUCACAGGGCCGUGUUGCAUCAGCCGCCGAAGACUAAUUGGAAGAUUCACGCACUCUAUGCCACUUGUUUCCUUGUCAUUUGCCUAUUAGGUAGGGUUGAUAGGAGGAAGAAGGCCUAUGUAGAAGAUGAUGGUGAAGAGGGCAAAAAGAGUUAG